UGAGAAAAUCGUGUGUAAGCCGAGCAAGCAUGACAGCGACAAACUAGCACAGAGUUCCAGCGAACGACCUGAACAGGACACAAGAUCAAGCAACGGGGUUAGCAGUCUCUUAAAAAACGACCUUUUGUAUCUGGUCAUCGUACAGCAUCCCUCCUUAUCUGCUAGUACCUGAACAUGACGAUCAUUUAGCCUCUCUUGGACCAAUUGAUGCAGCUUCCAUUCUAUUCGAAUCGGCAUGCUGCGCACGUGCAUGCUUUUCACCUUCACCCAACUUUCUGCCUUCACACUUGUUUCCAUUGGCUUAGCCCCGGCUUCUGGAUCACUGCAAGCAAUUUACCUCUCCAUCUCCGACACUUUAGCCACCACAGCUAGACUCCUUGUUCAACCAUGCAGUUCUUCUGGAUAUUCUUCCUCACCGCGCUCGGCAUGGUCGCACCUCUUGUCAAUGACUAUGACCCUUUGCUUGGAUGGAAGGUACUUGCGCCGAUACCUGAUACAGGCACAGGCGAUGAGUAUGGUAGCUCCGAAUUCCCAGUCACUCUCCCUGACGACGAGACAUGGUACAAUCUCUGGUGCAAGGGCGAAAAUUUGCUCAAGGCAAUGCACGGCAGCAAUGACGACGCUGGCAAGCUAUUCAAACCACCCAGUGACACAGCUGAGAGCAGAUGGAUCAACUACGAUGACCUAAAUACAUGGCACUGGAACACCGAGAAUGAUCCUGAUCUGACCCAUGUCAACUUUCUCCUCGAUAACGAUGACAUGGACUAUUUUCCUGGUCUGGGUCUCGGCAGUGCACUCAGAGAUCUUGAUCUUCCUACUCACCAAAGCGACGACCCCAAGAAGGGCAUUCAGAUCAUCUUUGCCAUGCAUCUCGAUCGCACAGUCGGAACCGACGGCCAAACUUACAAAGUAGGCGAGAAGACCUAUCGUGCCACUGGCGGCUAUUAUAAGUUCGGCAUCGAGACCUCGACUGGCGCUAUCUUUGGGCUCGACAGAUUUGCUCCUGAGGCAGCAGGCAAAGGGAUUGAGCCACCCAUCACUAAAGAAGGAAUGCCUCUGCUUCAGCGAUUCUCAGACAUAGCUUGGCUGUACUGGGCGCAGACGGCUACUAACAAAAACAAGAUCGAGUACUUUUUCAACGUCGCCGUAACCAACGACAAGACGCAAAUGGCGAUCCGUCGGGCUCUCAAGAGUACAAACCAGCAGUUUGCGCCUUGGCCGGGUGCGAUCUUCAGCACUGAUUCAUACGAGGGCAAGGUGCUUCUAGGUUCGCCAAAUGGCCGCGCAUAUGGCUACUUCCUAGCCCAGCACAAGGCAGCCCUUGGUGGGAACAUGUACAUAUCCGAGAUCCGGGUUUUCAGCAGCGACACUAGACCAUUCCUGCCGAACAUGAUCAUGCGUGUUCAACAACCGAGGCCACUCGAGAACAGCUCGGACGCAAAGCGAACCUCACAAGAAGCAAAAGCAAGAUUGUGAGACAGCUUCGUAAUGCUUAUAUAAAUGUGCAAGCAUACACACGCUAGUUCCUGAGAAGCGAAAGCAAUAUCAGCGUUAUGGGACACAGGUCAAUGGCAAGAUGUGCAAAGUGACAUACCAAAGAAUGGAUAGAUUGCUGAACCCCGCAUCCAUCAGACACUGUGCUAUAAUAAAGUAGGCAGAACGCCAGAUUAAGGGUUCAUAACUUCACGUCGUGCACGCACAACGUGUAUCAGCGUGAACGAGUAUACGUAGCCAU
Molecule: messenger RNA, 1735 nt
Organism: Boeremia exigua
Lineage: Eukaryota; Fungi; Ascomycota; Dothideomycetes; Pleosporales; Didymellaceae
Exons: 5
Coding region: 388-1476 (362 amino acids)
Source: RefSeq, a predicted model, not a curated record